This is a messenger RNA of Racocetra persica, 757 nucleotides long. Lineage: Eukaryota; Fungi; Glomeromycota; Glomeromycetes; Diversisporales; Gigasporaceae. The record is from the annotation of a GenBank genome assembly.
AUGCCACACAAAGAAUCUAAACAAAAUGAAUUAUUAAAUGCCAUUACUAACUGGAUAAUAAUGGAUUCUCAAUCUUUUAAUGCAGUAAAUGGGUUAGAGUUUCAGAAUAUGAUAAAGAAAUUUGAUUCAGCAUUUCGUUUGCUAUAUUAUAGAACUAUCAAAAAGACUUUGGGCAUUAGUUAUCAAACAACGUUUCAAGUAAUAAAAGAAUUAAUUGGAUAUGAAAGUCUUAAUAAUAAUGAUUAUAAUUUGACUUUGGAUAAUUCAACAUUUAGCCAACCUUUGCUUAAUCAAGUUUCAUCAGAUUUUACUUUAGAUCAAAUAUUAUCCGAACCUACAGAUGAACUUUCUUUAAAAACUAAUAGAGAGGUGAAAAAAGUCUAUGAAAUAUUAAAAAAAUGGUUCUUAAAAUUAUGGGAAUGGGACUUGCUUGAUCAACUAAUUGAACUUUUUAAACCAAUUGAAGAAGUAAUGGAGUGGCUUAGUGGUCAAAAAUAUUGCAUAUUAUCAUUAAUAUUUCCUACAAUUCAAGUAUUAAAAUAUGAUUAUAUCAUAAUUGAAGAAAAUAGUAAAGACGAAACUGAAGAAGAACCUGAGAUAAAAGAUAUUGAUGAUAAUACUGACGAUAAUACUGAUAACGAAGUAGACGAACCUAAGAAACCAAAUAUUGAUAAAAUUAUUAAAUUGGUUAAAAAUACAAUCUAUGAUGCCCUCUUUAAAUAUUUUGAUUUUCUGCCAGAUUCUGUUUUACUUGCAA